Episyrphus balteatus (marmalade hoverfly) is the source of this 1978-nucleotide messenger RNA. Its product is annotated as myrosinase 1-like. The coding region runs from base 437 to 1930 and encodes 497 amino acids. Gene Ontology annotation, molecular function: beta-glucosidase activity. The transcript is spliced from 7 exons. The record is from RefSeq and is a predicted model, not a curated record. Gene Ontology annotation, biological process: carbohydrate metabolic process. NCBI's taxonomy places the organism in Eukaryota, Metazoa, Arthropoda, Insecta, Diptera, Syrphidae.
GGUCAUAAAACUUUAAAUUUUAUCUUGAUUUAAAAAAAAAAACAAAAUUUUUCGCACAAUAAUAAUACUUUUAUAAGUACUUUUUAUAACUUUAAUAAAAAACGAUUCUGUGCCCAAGAAGCGCCGGUAAACAUCAUAAAAGCAUAAUUAUAAAUAAUUCAAUUAAAUAAAAAAGGGGCAGGAAUAAUUUUAUCUUUAUUUUCUAUGAAAAAAAUAUUUACCUCACCCGAAGAAUUCUAAAACCGUUGUUGUUCGUCGUAAACUUUAUUGCAGUAGCAACGUAUUUUUAAUCAAUAAUAGGGCAUUUGUAAAAUAUUGAAGAACAACAAUAUUAUAAACUUAUCUCAUUUGAUUAUAAUGUUUAUCCAUCACAAGAGUUCAAAAAUUUGAUAUAAAUACCAAAAAAUUUGGUCUGUAGAUUUUAUAAUAUCAAAAAAUGUGGUCAUUAGUUCUUUUCGUUGUUAUUGGACUGCUGGGGUCUGAGAGUUUAGUUGAAGCUGGCAAUUGUACAAUUGUAGCAAAAGGAAAUUUAAUAUUUCCAAAAGAUUUUAAUUUUGGUGUUGCGACAUCAGCUUAUCAAAUAGAAGGUGGUUGGAAUGCAGAUGGUAAAGGAGUAUCAAUUUGGGAUGAAUACACACACAAUAAUCCUGAUAGGAUUAAGGAUCGGACAAAUGGUGACUCGGCAGCGGAAUCAUAUCGACUUUUCGAUUUGGAUUUGAAAGCAUUAAAGGAUCUUGGGGUGAAACAUUAUCGUUUUUCCAUCGCAUGGACACGAAUCUUUCCAGAUGGCUUUGUCCAUUCUAAAAACCAAAAAGGAAUCGACUACUACAACAGUGUUAUCAAUAAGCUUUUGGCAAAUGGUAUUGAACCUAUGGUCACCGUGUAUCACUGGGAUUUGCCUGUCGGCAUACAAAAGUUUGGUGGCUUUUCUAAUUCCUUGAUAAUUGAGCAAUUCUCAGAUUAUGCAGAGGAACUAUAUAAAUUAUUUGGCGAUAGGGUUAAAACAUGGAUAACAUUUAACGAACCACAUCAAAUUUGCAAAUCAGGUUAUGGAAGUGAAAAAACACCUCCAAUGGUUGGAGCUCCUGGAGUUGGCGAUUAUAUCUGUUUUACAAAUUUGCUUAAGGCCCAUGGUGCAGCUUAUCGUCUUUAUCAAGACAAAUUUGCUAAAAAACAAAAAGGACAAGUCGGUAUCACUUUGGAUAUUUGGAUGGUCUUCUCUGAAACAAAUAAUAAAACUGAUAUCGAUCGUGCAAUGCAUUAUAAUUUGGGAUUGCUGGCUUAUCCAAUUUUUAGUAAAACUGGUGAUUUUCCUCCAAUAUUAUUGAAAGAAAUUGAAAAGAGCAGUUUUGAUGAAGGAAGAAAAAGAUCUCGUCUUCCAAGUCUUGGUGAAUAUUGGACAAAAGUAAUAAGAGGAUCAUCUGACUUUAUGGGUCUCAACUAUUACACUUCGAGAUUUAUUAAGCCUGCUACUGAACCAGAGGGUGAAAACCCUUCAACAGAAAGAGAUUACAAUUAUCAGAGUCAGCCUGAUAAGAAUUGGCCUAGAGCAAAGUCAGAUUGGCUUUAUUGUAUUCCCGAGGGAUUGGAAUAUCUUUUGAAAUAUGUUCGAGAUGAAUAUGAUAAUGUUGAGGUCAAGAUCACAGAAAAUGGUUGGUCUGACGAUGGCGAACUAAAUGAUGAUAAGCGUAUUAAAUAUUAUCAGAGUCACAUUCAAGCUGUUUUGAAUGCCAUCAAUGAUGGUUGCAAUGUUAAUUCGUAUUCAGCUUGGAGUUUGGUUGAUAAUUUUGAAUGGAAUCAAGGAUAUACGGAGAAAUUUGGUUUAUAUUCUGUGAAUAUGAAAAGUCCAAAAAGAGAACGUAUACCAAAGAAAUCAGCGAUUUAUUAUAAAAAACUCAUUGCAACAAGAUCAGUUCCAAACGGACUUUGAAUAUUUAGUAUUAGAAGAAAUUUUUAUUGUACGAAUUCGAAACCAAAU